Messenger RNA from Penaeus indicus, 4693 nucleotides. Its product is annotated as guanylate cyclase 32E-like. Gene Ontology annotation, molecular function: ATP binding; adenylate cyclase activity; peptide receptor activity. Gene Ontology annotation, biological process: cGMP biosynthetic process; receptor guanylyl cyclase signaling pathway; intracellular signal transduction. Gene Ontology annotation, cellular component: plasma membrane. Bases 1 to 4542 code for a protein of 1513 amino acids. Lineage: Eukaryota; Metazoa; Arthropoda; Malacostraca; Decapoda; Penaeidae. The transcript is spliced from 25 exons. The record is from RefSeq and is a predicted model, not a curated record.
AUGAGCCGAAGCCUAGCAGCGCUCACGUGCCCGGUGCUCGUGCUGGUCGUGCUCCUGUGCGAGGCCAGGGAGAUGUCCCGGGGAACCGCUGGCAGGAGAUCGCAGCACCUGCGGGAAAACGAGCUUCGCAGUCAAGAGCAGGGGCUUCCCUGGUCUCACGAAUACUCUCUCAACGACGGUCCUUCGCCUCUCGCCUCCUCCCCCCACGUCGUAAGGCACAGGCGGACGCAGCCGCACGCCUUCGACACUUUCCACACGCCGCCUCUUCCUUCGUCCUCGUCCUCCAACUCGCCCUUCUCCUCGUUUUCCUUCAACGCCAGCAGCAGGGAAGACUACAGUCUGGAGGAGAAAUGUAGUCACGAGCAGUUCAGAGACACGGUGAAGAAGCAGAAGGAUUAUAUCGACAACUACCUGACGCAGAGUUACAACGAUUCGCGAGAAAAUAUUACUAUCGGGUUCCUGUCUUCCUUCACUUACAACAAGCUGGCCCUGGGCGCCCUCCCUCUAGCGGUCGAAGACGUAAACAACGACCGCAACCUCCUGCCGGGAAAACGCCUCGUGUUCGAAGUCGCCGACGUCGGGAACAGCAACCUGGAGGCGCUGGCGGCGUUGUCCAUCCGGCGCAUGACGACCAUGAGGGACAAGGGCCACCUGGUGUUCAUUGGGCCCGACGACAACUGCGCCAACGAGGCCCUGGUGGCGGCGGCGUGGAACCUGCCCAUGAUCACCUACAAGUGUGCCGACAAGCGCGUGAGUAACAAGACCAAGUACUACACCUUCGCCAGGACGAUGCCGCCCUCGACCAAGAUCGUGAAGGCUCUCGUGUCCCUCCUGAAGGUGUACUCCUGGCGGCAGUUCGUCCUCUUGACGGAGCACACGAGGAACUACCAGCAGAUUAAGGAAGCUGUUAAGAGUUUCGCCGACCACCACAUGAUGAACAUAACGCGAGAGUUGAGUGUCCCUUACGACUACACAACCAGCGGCUACCACACCAUUCAGGGCUUCGUGAGGGGAACCAUCCGCUCGACACGAAUCUACGUGCUGGUGGCGUCGUACGAGGUGCAGUGGGACUUCGUGCUGGCGCUGCGGGAGGAGGCCGGCGACCACCUGGCCGAGUACGCCAUCGUCACCAUCGACGACGACAAGUACAACGGCGGGAGCGAGACCCAGGUCGUGCGAGUGCCCGGGAAAGACAAGGAAAUGCUGAACAUGUCGAAGGAAACAGCUGAUCGCCUUUACCACGGCUUCCGGGCGGUCGUCAAAAUCACGCCCGCUUUCCCGACCAACAAGAAGUAUAGAGCCUUCGAGAAAAAGGUGUUGAAUCGCAUCAAGCAGUACCCUUUUUGUGUUCCUUAUAACCCUGGGAUUUUCCCCUUUAUCGAGGUGCCAAUCUCCGCAGCACACCUGUACGACGCAGUAAUGAUGUACGCUAAAGUAUUACAUGAGACUUUAGCCAACCCUUAUGCUGACCCUGCAAAUGGCACCCACAUUCUCUCGCUCAUUAAGAAUCGGUCCUUUCCCUCUAUUCAGGGUUUUAAGCUCCACAUGGAUGAAAACGCGGACGCUGAAGGUUCCUAUUCCCUGCUGGCCAUCCGUCAGCUGAUCUCAAACCAAACCCCGCCGAUGGGAUGGCAUAAGGUCGGCCACUUCCACUUCCACGACCACAGGACAGGGACGCACGACAUGGACAACCUGCCGACGCUGGUGAUGAACGACACCAUUCUCUGGCUGGGCAACGGACCCCCCCUCGACGCCCCUAAAUGCGGCUUCGCUUCCGAGAAAUGUGGGACAGACUGGUCCAGCAUCCUCGGCGGCGGCGUGGUCCUUAUGCUGGUGAUGGUGGCUGCUCUGUUCCUCUGCAGGCACUACCGGUACGAGCAGCGUCUGGCAUGUCUCCUGUGGAAGAUUGACAUGCGCGAAGUGACCAUUCUCAACGACCCAGCCAAGGUGCCCUCCCAUGCGCCUGCUAACAACAAUACGAACGUGUUGUGGGGGGGAGUGGACGGCCCCCUGGAAGUCCCCCGGGUGUCCUACUGCAAGAUGGGUGUGUACAAGAACAACAUCGUCGCCGUCAAGCCAGUGAAGAAGCGGAAUGUCGACCUGACGAGGAGCAUCCGGAAGGAACUGCAGCAGAUGCGCGAAGUCCGUCACGAAAACCUCCUUCCUUUUAUCGGUGCCUCGGUGGACACAGGAGCCGUCUGCGUCCUCACCGCCUACUGCACCAGAGGAUCUCUCGAGGACGUCCUUGCCAAUGAUGACUUCCUUCUGGAUAAUAUGUUUGUGGCUUCCCUGGUCGCUGAUCUUAUCAAGGGCAUGAUGUUCCUGCACGACAGCGAGAUCGUGUCUCACGGAAACCUUCGCUCCGGCAACUGCCUGAUCGACUCCCGCUGGGUGCUGAUGGUGGCUGACUUCGGCCUCCACGAGUUCAAGGCUUCGCCUGAGGUUGUGGUCGAAGCCCGCAAGAGGUUGUGGACGGCUCCUGAGCUUCUCCGUAGAGGGGCGUCGCUCCCCCGGGGUACGCAGAAGGGGGACGUCUUCUCCUUCGGCAUUAUUCUCUACGAAGUGAUGGGGAGGAAGGGCCCCUGGGGAGACUACAUGGACAAGUUCACCGUGCAAGACAUCCUUUCGAAGCUCCGAGAGUGCUGUGAGCCUCCGCUGCGCCCUCCGCUGGACACCCUCAAGGCUCCUGAGUACGUCCACCGGUGCCUGAGGGAGUGCUGGGUCGAGGAACCCGACGAAAGGCCCGACUUCAAGCUCAUUCAGAUGCGCCUGAAGGAAAUGCAGGCAGGGCUGAAACUCAACAUUGUCGACAACAUGCUGGCGAUGAUGGAGAAAUACGCGUAUAAUCUGGAAGGCAAAGUGCAGGAAAGAACAAAACAGCUGAUGGAAGAGAAGAAGAAAACGGAGAUUUUGCUGUUGAGGAUGCUGCCCAAGUCAGUCGCAGAGUCCCUGAAGCGAGGAGAGAAGGUACACCCGGAAAGCUACGAUAAUGUUACGAUUUACUUCAGUGAUAUCGUUGGCUUCACCUCGCUGUCCGCUACGUCGACGCCUCUGCAGAUGGUCGAUAUGCUGAACGACUUGUACACCUGUUUCGACGCCAUAAUCGGUGACUACGACGUGUACAAGGUGGAGACCAUAGGGGACGCGUACAUGGUGGUGUCUGGCCUCCCCAUCUGCAACGGCGACAGGCACGCUGGGGAGAUCGCGUCCAUGGCACUCAAACUCCUCGACGCAGCCAGGACGUUCACCAUCAGGCACCGCCCUUCGGAUACGCUUAAGCUGAGGAUCGGGAUUCAUUCGGGACCCUGUGUGGCAGGCGUCGUCGGCCUCACAAUGCCAAGAUACUGCCUCUUCGGCGACACAGUGAACACGGCGUCGCGAAUGGAGUCUACGGGAGAGCAACUGAGGAUUCACAUUUCUGACGCCAAUAAACUGAUGCUGGAGAAGAUUGGCGGAUAUCUAGUCGAGAAGCGCGGACUCACUUACGUCAAGGGCAAGGGCCAGAUGAUGACGUGGUGGCUGGUGGGCGUCCAGCGGCCGGACGCGAGGAACCCAGACGCCCCCAGAGACAGCCAAGCCACGCCGACCCCCACGCCCGCCGACGAGCCUCAUUCGAGCUCCGCCCACACGCCCACCUCCAACUCCCAGCCCUCGUCUCUUGCUCAAAGUGCUGCCGUCUCGUCCGUGUAUCCCUCCAGCCGCAGUCUUGUGGGGUAUGGCAUGCCCCCUCCUGCGGCCACCCUCUCGGCCUCGAGCCACGACAAUCUCGCUUCCCUCGGCGGCGGGCGCGGUCUGGGGAACGGCUCGCCUGUCUUCACUCACUCCGAACUCCGAACAAACUCAUCCUCCUUUACUCACGAUGUCGAGGUGACUCAUAACCCUACCAUCAAUCCAAGACCCGAACUCACCCACUCACCCACUUUUACUCACGAUACCGAAGUGACACACAAAUCAGCCAUUAAUCAAACACUCGAAGCCACAAACUCAUCCCCAUUUACUCAGAACAUGGAGGUGACUCACACUCCUGCUCUCGUCCACUGCUCCUCUCGGCCUCACACGCCCUCACGCGCCACGCAAAGUUCUCCCAACGGGCCUCUCCCCGCUUCGAGACCGAGAGAAACUGACGGGGAAUCUUCGCUCUCUUCUGACGCUCAUGCUGGCGGCGGUGGAAACUGGGCAGCACCAGAGAUCCCAACAGCUGAUCACAGACUCCCUUUGUUCAACAUCGCUGUCGAUAUCUCUUCUGUUCAAAAUUCCCACGACGCGAAGCCUGUUCAAACAUCUCCUUGUAAAGCAGACCGUGCUUGGGAGGACAAGCAGAAGGAGAGGAUGCAAGCAGAGUCAAGCCGCCCUCGGCAUCCGGAAAUAGCGAUGGUUCCCCCACAGCCAAAGCACACGACGCUGACUGUCGACUCACCCGCUGUUCCUUCCUUGAGCAGUGACGUCAUCCAGGACCUACGCAACGGAUCAGCUGUGGCUCUGCAUUACCAGCCGGCGCCGAUCGUACCCAACAAGCAUGACGCGAGGAAGAAUUUCGUCUGAUACUUCGAAAACAGUUUCUUGAUCUCAUAUCACUGCUGUAAAUAGACUCUCAGAUUCUUUGAAAGGGACUAUUUUUGCACAAAAGCGUAUUGUAUUGGGUAGACUUUAGAAUGAACCCGGAAGGAUAGUAUAGGUGUCUGUUUAAAUGAAA